CUUCCCCACACAAUCCAAAACACUGAUCAAUAACAAUAAUCACAGUUGGACCGGAGAGAGAGAGAGAGAGAGAGAGGAGAGAUGAGCAGUAGCAGCAGCAGCAACCGCAGCGGCAUGACAGCUGAGGAAGGAGAUGCAGUGAGUGUGAAUGUGAUCCCACUGCCUGGGUUCAGAUUCUACCCCACUGAAGAGUUGCUGGUCAGCCACUACUUGAGGAAGAAGAUAGAGGGCACUGACUCCCAUUUCCGCCACUUCAUCCCUGAAAUCGAUGUCAGCAAGCACGAGCCCUGCGAUCUUCCAGCAUUCUACCCAGACGUUCACGAGAAGGAGUGGUUCUUCUUCAGCAGGCCCGAUUACAAGUACGUCAACAGCACUCGCUGUAACCGGGCCACAGAACAAGGCUUUUACAAGAUCACAGGCAAGGAACGUGAGAUCAAGGCUGAACAGUCCAAAGCUGUGAUUGGGAAGAAGAGGACUCUGACCUUCUACGAAGGUCGUGUGCCCAAUGCAACGAAGACCGAUUGGAUAGUACAUGAGUAUUAUCUCACUGAAACUGAGGUGGGUUCUAAACCCACCAAGCGGAUGGACUUUGUCAUCUGCCGUCUGAAGAACAACUCAGCUAGUUAUAAGAAGCCGAAGAUUGAUUCAAUCUGUGGCGAAUUAGCUGAUUCGGGAGUGACUUCUGAAGAAGAUCGAGAUGCUGUUAGUGAUGUGAUUGCGGAGCCAGUGGAACAUUUGGGAUCCAAAGAGCCAGGAGAUGUUAAUAGGUCUGAGUCUCCAGAUGGUUCUUGUCCUAUGGACUGCAAUGGCAUUUUGACCAUUGAUGAUGGUGAUGAUGGAACAGGUGGCUGGAAAUUCAAUUUCGAUGAUCCAGUUGCAUCUGAUAUGGUUCGAGAGUUGUGUGCUGAGGGAGAGAUUCCAAAUUCACCCUCUGAACCGCUGCAGCCACCGCAGACACCACAGCCACAUCAGCCACAAGAUUACUACCCCCGCACACUGCAGCCACUGCAGUCACCACAGCCACAUCAACCACAGGAUUACUGCCCCUCCACACUGCAGCAACCAUUACACACUAGGCAUGGAAUUGAUCCCUAUGUCUAUGGAGAUUGCACAAAGCGGCAAUCUUUAAGCCCGGAUGAUAUUUCUUCUCCUGAAUACAAGAAUAGUAUUUCAACCAAUGAUCCCAAUGAACAAGUCAGCAAACUCGCUAAUGGUGUUCAAGAUCGAGCUACAGAUUCAGAGGCUUUUUUUAAUCCAGAAGAGCGUAUGGGUCCGUUUGAUUACUUGUUGAUGUCACCAAUGAACACGGAUUUGGGAGAAUUUGUGCAUGCCAGUAAAUAUAUUGGAUGCAGUGAUGAGUUGCCGUCUCUAGAUGACACGGAGAUUGCAACUUUUUUCCCAUAGUCCUUGGUUUAUCAUUGUUGACCAGGAUUAGUAAGUUGGUAUCCUGGGAAGAAACAACAUACAGGAUUUUGGUGACUCUAUGAGUCACGAGCACUAGUGUAAGAUAGCAACUGUGGAGUAAGAAACGCAGCAAGAUAGGUUUAGUCGGUAUUACCCAUUCAAGAAACACAUCAACAUGGCUAGCGACCGGCAAGAUGUUAGUUAUUGAAAAACAACUUAGUAUCAGAAAAUAGCAUUAGGGGCCUUGUAAACCCCAAGAGCUCUAGCAAGAGUAAAACAUCGCCCUUAUCUACAUUUCAGGAACUUUAGGCAUUAGAAACUUCUUCUGCUAGUUUUUGGACGAUCAUGUCCAGGACAACGAUGUAGGUUAGCUAAGCCUGUUCUUGUUCCUUUUGGCCAUUUUUUAGCAUUCCCUAGCUUUAGAAACUUCAAGGCUUGUUAGGUGAGCAUGUUAGUUCAAAGAAACAGCAGCAACAGCCAGUGUUUGAGAAAACAUCUGGAAAUCUACUCUCCCCCGACGAGUCCAGAUAAAGCAAAUAUGUCUUUUCACAGAAGCAAUUGUUUGGAGACCAUGUCUCUCCUGUCAGCAGAACUACAAAUCAUCCUCAGCAUACUUGUCUUCAUCAAAAGUGUACGAACCUCAGCAAAAUCUUCUUCAAAUAACUUACUUUCUUCAUCAAAAACCGUAAGGAACUCAGCAAAAUUGUCUUCAACCAUCAUCCAUUCGCAUCCAGCCACUGGGAGUUGCUUCGAGAAGAAUCUGACUGCAAAGUUGUCUUCAAAUAAUGCACUCUCUUCAUCAAAAGUCGAACCUCAGCAAAUUGUCUUCAAAUAGUCUACUUUCUUCAUCCAAAAUCGUUAGGAACUCAGUAAAAUUGUCUUCAACCAUCAUCCACUCGCAUCUGGCCACUGGGAGUUGCUCUGAGAAGAAUCCGACUGCAGAGCUGUAUCGCAAGACAAGGUUAGGGAAGCUGCAGAGUAUUGCAUUGCUCUUCAUCUGCCCUGGAAGAAAACAAAAACCGAGUCUUGGAAGCAUACGGUUUUGAAGCAGGCAACUAUAGGGUUCUUUCACCGAAGCAUCUCCUCAAAACCAUCAAUCAAGUCCCCGAUGGGCAAUGGUAUAAUACUUCGAUACCAAGUUCUAGUUCUAGACUCGUACUGAGUCCUUCGUUCCACAGGCGAUUAUUCUGGAAAUGGCGUUCUACAGGAUCUGCUGCGACAUGGCUGCUGGAGUCUCAAAUAUAUUACAAUGACCAAACACUAAUGGUGAUGUCUUGGUUGUUGGUACUGAAAUUUGAGGUUCCAUCCCUAAUGGAGUAGUAAUUACAAUCAUUAUCAAAAUCGGAUGAGUAUGAUUGGGUUUAAUCCUAUGAUAACCUUCAGAAUUAAACACCCAUCUUAUGUAAAUAUUGCUUUAAUUAAUUUCCCUGUAUCAGCUGCUGCGUUCCUGUGCAGCAUUUCUGAUUUCCUGUAUGUUAAUGUUGUGUGUUAUAUUCUCUC
Molecule: messenger RNA, 2904 nt
Organism: Malus domestica (apple)
Lineage: Eukaryota; Viridiplantae; Streptophyta; Magnoliopsida; Rosales; Rosaceae
Product: NAC domain containing protein 52-like
Biological process (GO): regulation of DNA-templated transcription
Molecular function (GO): DNA binding
Source: RefSeq, a predicted model, not a curated record